Messenger RNA from Psammomys obesus (fat sand rat), 696 nucleotides. Its product is annotated as prolactin-2A1-like. The record is from RefSeq and is a predicted model, not a curated record. Gene Ontology annotation, biological process: female pregnancy; positive regulation of receptor signaling pathway via JAK-STAT; positive regulation of cell population proliferation. NCBI's taxonomy places the organism in Eukaryota, Metazoa, Chordata, Mammalia, Rodentia, Muridae. The coding region runs from base 1 to 696 and encodes 231 amino acids. Gene Ontology annotation, cellular component: extracellular region. The transcript has 5 exons. Gene Ontology annotation, molecular function: hormone activity; prolactin receptor binding.
AUGCAGCUGUCUUUAACUCAUCCAUGCUUCUGGAAACUGCUCCUGCUACUGGUGUCCAACCUGCUGCUGUGGGAGGGUGUGGCCUCAGUGCCCACAUGUUCAAUGAGGAAUGGACGCUGCUAUGCUCGCUUCGAAGAAAUGCUUGAUCGAGCAGUCAGUUUGUCUGAGCAAAUUAGUAAACAAGCUUUUAAUAUGUUCACUGAAUUUGAUAGUCAGUAUUCCCAGAGUCACCAGCUCAUUAAGAGGAACUUCAAAAAAUGCCACACAUCUUCUAUCGAAAUUCCAAAACUUGGAAGUAAAACCAGGCUACCGGUGAGUCUCCACCCAUUAAAGCUACUGAAAUUAGUGGAGAGAAUACUGGGUGCCUGGAAAAUCCCUCUGAGCCAUCUAGUGAACAACAUGCCUUCCUUGAAAGACGCCCCUGCUACUAUCCUCUCCAAAGCCAGAGAUAUCAAGCAAAUGAACGAUGGCCUCCUGGAGGGAGUUAGGACCAUUCUCAGCCAGUUUCAAGGUGGAAAUAAAGAAAAUGAGAACUACCUUGGUUGGUCUGGACUGGCAUCCUUGCAGUCAGAAGAGGAAGACGUGCGCCUAUUUACAUUUUAUAACCUGAUUCGUUGUGUGGGCAGAGAAACUCAAAAGGUUGAAACUGCUUUCAAAAUCGUGAAGUGUAAAAUAUCAAAACAAAAUGAGUGCUAA